Molecule: messenger RNA, 4717 nt
Organism: Eleginops maclovinus (Patagonian blennie)
Lineage: Eukaryota; Metazoa; Chordata; Actinopteri; Perciformes; Eleginopidae
Product: claspin
Exons: 24
Coding region: 258-4256 (1332 amino acids)
Biological process (GO): mitotic G2 DNA damage checkpoint signaling; activation of protein kinase activity; mitotic DNA replication checkpoint signaling
Molecular function (GO): anaphase-promoting complex binding
Source: RefSeq, a predicted model, not a curated record
GAGGCGAUUGACACUCGGUGACGAAAAACUGCGGGCCAGCUGUCACGGCGCGCGAAAGAUCAAAUUUUCUAUUCGGUGUGUAAGGUUAGGGAACAGGCGGGAGGAAGAGAAACAGCCCGGCUCAACUCUUUCUAAAUGUGCUUUACAAUUCUAAAGUAGCCUUUGUCACGCAGACAUUUGCUUCUCCACAUCAGUUGUGGCUACUGGUCUCCGCUGGUUUAUUUCACAGAAGAGCGAAAACUAGCCGGCGGACAAAGAUGAGCCUGGCCGUCUCUCAACAGGCUGAAGUUCUCCCGGCUGUGGUCCCAACAGCCCCAGACAGUGAUUCAGACAGCGGGAUGGGCUCUCCAGAGGAGGAGAUGGUGAUGGAGGCAGCCAACAAAAGAGUGGAGCUUCCAGAUUCAGAAGACGAUGAAGACAUCACUGUUCACAGAAAGCCUCAUCGUAAUGCAAUAAGAGACAGUGAGAGUGAGGAAGAGGAGGCCGCUGGUGACAACAGUGUAAACAUGGCCGAAGCGCUGGUCUUAUCUGCUUCCAGCGGAGAGGAGAUGGAGACUGAAGACGCAGAAACCAAGGGUGAGAGGAAAGAGAAGGGGGCGCAGAAGAGCAAGAGAAUAGUCCGUGCUCCCAUUGACAGCGAAGACAGUGAGUCUGAGCAAGAGAAAAGUGGAGAAAUGCAGGAGCAACAACAGGAGGAGGUGAGGAAGAAAGCGAAAUCGAUGAAGGAAUUGAACAAGAGAGAAAAGAGUCAGAGGCACAGGGAGAAAAAGGAAAAGCGCAGCAAGGCGGUGGAAAAACUGAAGAAAAAGGAGAGGUUCUCUGAAAUAAAUCAGAACACACCUCUCCCUCGGGGUCUGAACGAUAGUGGCUGUCAGCUGGGCGACACAGAUCUGUUUGACACAGGGCUAGACGAUGAUGAGGAGGAAGAAUCUCUGGAGGCCAUCAGGGCUGCUGUCAAGCAAAAAAUGAAAAAUCAAAAGGAUCCUCUCCUGGAUGAUGAAGAGGAGGAAGAUGAAGAGGAGGACACAAAGAAGCCUCAGCGUGUGGAGAGGAAAGCCGCACGUGCCAGCAAAGAGGCGAUGAAGCACCUCCACAGUGAGUCCCAGAGGCUGGUCCGAGAGUCUACACUUGGCCUGCCCUAUCACAUCCCUGAGCCCAAGACCAUCGACCAGUUCUUUAAGAAGCGGGCCAGGCCAGAGGGUCCCGCCAUGAGACUGUUAAAAUCUACCAAAUAUUCAGCCAUGAUGUUGGAGACACCAUCAGCUCCUCCUCCUCCCCCCAUCAUCCCAGCCACAGAGCAGGACUCUCCUCCGUCUCUGGAUAUGUCGUCCACUCAGAUCCAGUCCAUUCCUCAUCCUGCCGCCACCUCGUCCCCGCAGCAGGAGAGCCUCAGCCAAGCCAGAGACGCUGCCCCAAGCCUGGAUCCCGACCAGGACUCUGGACCCAUGCUCUACCUCUCUGAGAGUCUGCAUGAGUCGGAGGGAACAGAUGCACAGAGACGUGCCUCUGAUGCUGGAGAAGCGUCACCUGCAGAGCAAAGCCAGAAUGCGGUGAUGUCCGACGCCCCACAGAAAGAGCCUGUAUCUGGGGCUGUGGUGGAGCCUUUGGGUGCUCAGUGUCCUGAACCUGCUGUUAAAGAGCCUUCAGCACAGCAACCCACCAAACCAAAGAAGGACAGAUUCGCCUUUCUGAAGAAGUUCGGACUGAACCCUCCACCCGUCGCUAAAUUAUGUCCAGAUGACGGGGCCUUUGUUCAGCUCGAGCCUCCACAGCUCAACUCUGGCGUUGAGGCACUGAAGAAGCGCUACCUUCGUCACGUCAAAGCACCCGUACGGCCUCAAGGAGAACGAACGAUGCAGCUCAGCAUAGUCCGCAAAGACAGCACCCCCUCUGGACAGGAGGAGCUGCACACCGAGUCAGUCACUGUCACUGUGAAAGAGGGAGCAGAGGAGCCUCCGACCACCAAACCAGGGGUGAAGCUGAUGACUCUGAAGCAGCGCCUGCAGCUCGCCAUGGCCCAGAGGAGACAGGAGGAGAGGGAACGCAAGGCUGAGCUGAAUCGCCUCGACAAUGAGGACUGUGGAGAGGAGGAAGAGGAGGAAGAAGACAUGACGGAUUCUGAGGCAGAGGAGAAUGUAGAUGACUUACUGGGAGGGGAUGAUGGCGAGGAAGAAGAGAAGGAGCAUGAAGACGAUGAAGGCAGCGUGGCCCGGAGUAUUAGAAGUCUGUCUCCUGUGGCACUGAACGGACCAUCGCCGGUUCCUGACAUGAACAGGGACGUCACACUGCUGCUGUUCCCCGGGAACUCCUGCUCUCGCACAGGUGAUGGUGUCAGAAGGUCUGGUCCUUUUGGGCAGAACAGCAACAGCAAUAAGAUGGAGGAUGACGACUCUCUGUCCCUGGUGAAGGACAACAGCCACAACAGCAGCUUUGAGCUGGCUGGCUCCAUGAUCACCUCGUACCAGCCUGUCAGUUAUCAGCGCUCCGCAGGAAAAAGCCUCUCCAACUCCUCCAUUUUCCGCUCCCCCUCUCCAUGCCUCUUCAGGCCCAGCUUCCUUGGCUCUGCCUCUAAGAGUUCAGGCAAACUCUCCGAGCCCUCCCUCUCCCUCCCUGUUGAGGACUCCCUAGACAUGUAUGCACCUCCGUCCCCAGGAGCAGACUCAGGACCCCAUGACAGAGCAGCUUCAGGCCCCGGCCUGGGAGGAGACUCCCAGGGUCGCUUCUCACUGGAGGAGGACACCCACUCGCAGUUACUGGAUGCGGACGGCUUCCUGAACGUCGGGCCGAGGCCUGGUGCACCCCGCUCCCAUAAGAGACAGUUGAUCCUGGACAGCCUGGAUGAAAACGCGAUGGACGCUAACAUGGGGGAGCUGCUGGGCAUGUGCUCAGGAGUCUUUGCAACGGCGAACAGCGGCUCCCGCAGGGCCGAGGGCCUCGGAGCCACACAGGAGGGCGAGCUGCUCCAGAUGUGCUCCGGAGCGUUUCCACCGACACAGGCAGGAGAGGACAAAAAGGGAAGUGACCAGGAUGAAGAGUCUGAUAACACCAUGGAUCAGCUGCUGGGGCUCUGCUCGGGGAAAUUCCCCAGUCAAGGUUCUGCUCACACAGCUUCGCCAGCACAAGACAGUAAAAGGAAGCCAGAUGAAGAAGAGGAGGAGGAAGAGGAGGACUGUGAGUUCCGGCUUCUGUCAGAUGUGGAAAGUCACAGUGAACAGGAGGACGAUGAUGAGGAUGGUGCAGCGGAAAAAGAGGAGGGAGAUGGAGAGGAGGUUGGGGAAGAGGACGAUGAUGUAGAAGAGGAGGAGAUGCAGGGUGUCUUCGCACCACACCGAGUCAAGAAAAAGAAGAAGAUGCAUAUGACCGACUACCUGGAGGCAGAGGCCGAGCUGUCCGGCAGCGACAUGGACAGUGACGAUGAGGACGGCGACGAAGGAAGCGAAUAUGAGGAAGAGGAGCUUCUAGAGGAUCUUCCCUCUGAUGAAGAGCUGCAGGACCAGGUCAACAAGAUCCACAUGAAGCAGAUCAUGGAUGAUGACAAGCGCCAGCUGAGGCUCUACCAGGAGCGUUACCUCGCUGACGGAGACCUGCACUCUGACGGCCCGGGACGAGCUCGCCAAUUCCGCUGGAAAAAUAUGGAUAACGGGUUCAACAUGGACAUGACGGGGGGAGAGGGGGAGGAAGGGGAGCAGGAUGAGGAUGAGGUGGACCCAGCUGAGAUCCAGAGGAGGAAAGACAGGCUGGAGAGAGAACAGUGGCUCAGAGAACAGUCUGAGCAGAAAGCCAAGAAAGAGGAGGACUUGGAUGCAGACGAUGAGAAGAUUGGAGAAGAAGACAGUCAGUUUAUGAAGCUGGCCAAGAAAGUGACUGCCAAGACUCUGCAGAGGAAAGAUCCCACUGCGGCACCACAACCAUCCAAGAAGACGACAUCAGCUCUGAACCCCUUCCAGAGACCCUCGCAGCCCUCACAGGUGAAGAGGGGCUCCCUGCUGAGUCGGCCUCAGUCCGUCCUCCAGAAGUUGGCCUGCAUCUCAGACGGGAAUCCUCUGGCUCCCAGAAACAGUCGAGGAUUCCUGUUCCAGACUCUGUCUCCUGAGAAGGACAAGUCCACCUUGAACGCUCCCAACAAACAGGUGAUGAAGAAGAGGGGGCCGGUGGAAUCGGUGACCCCCGCAGCCAAGAGGCCCUGCAGAGAGAACAGACCUGCAGCACAGACAAAAGGCCCCCAAAGGAGCAUCUUCAGCUACCUGGACCACUGAGGGAGCAACGCUAACUAAGAGCCAUCGGAUAAAGGCCAGAAUAGACCAGCCACAUCCAGUAUUUCACAAGCCAUUAAAGAUCUCAAAAAUGAACAAUGGUUAAAUUAUGGUGACAUGCGAAGCUGCUGGACACCCUCUUAAUGAAACACAUAUAAGAUCCUUGUGUUUCACAUGUUUACAAUGCCUUAAAAUGGCAAACUACAGCACACCACUGAGGCAUCUCUUGAUGUUUUACUUCUCACACACACUUGCAGUCCGGUCCGUGUGUGUUUGAAUUUUAAAUCCGUUAUCAGAAGCAUCCAUCUGUCACACCUAACUUGACUUGAUUUGGACUUUCUGAUGGCGGUCCACUUAAAAUAGUUUUAUCAUGUAAAUAGGAUUGAUUUUUGUUUUUUUUAGGGAGUUUUGUAUCAAUUAAGUGUAUUUGUUUUACAUUGUAAAUAAAAUUGUAUUUUAAGAUA